Nyctereutes procyonoides (raccoon dog) is the source of this 1934-nucleotide messenger RNA. It is a transcript of the gene PRDM6, whose product is annotated as PR/SET domain 6. The record is from RefSeq and is a predicted model, not a curated record. Gene Ontology annotation, molecular function: protein binding; histone methyltransferase activity. Gene Ontology annotation, cellular component: nucleus. Bases 65 to 1843 code for a protein of 592 amino acids. Lineage: Eukaryota; Metazoa; Chordata; Mammalia; Carnivora; Canidae. The transcript has 8 exons.
GACACACACACACGCACGCACGCACCCGCCGGCGGCCCCGAAUUUCCAGCUUGAGAGGUCGGACAUGCUGAAGCCCGGAGACCCCGGCGGCUCGGCCUUCCUCAAAGUGGACCCAGCCUAUCUGCAGCACUGGCAGCAACUCUUCCCGCACGGCGGCAGCGGCGGCCCGCUCAAGGGCGGCGGCGCCGCGGGUCCCCUGGGCGCGCCGCAGCCUCUCCAGCCGCCGCCGCCGCCGCCGCCCCCGGAGCGCGCCGAGCCUCCUCCGGACCCCUUGCGCCCGCGGCCCGCCUCGCUCUCCUCCGCCUCCUCCACUCCGGCGUCCUCCUCCACCUCGGCCUCCUCUGUCUCCUCUUGCGCCGCCGCCGCCGCCGCCGCGCUGGCGGGUCUGUCGGCCCUGCCCGUGGCGCAGCUGCCGGUGUUCGCGCCUCUGGCCGCCGCCGCCGUCGCCGCCGAGCCGCUGCCCGCCAAGGACCUGUGCCUGGGCGCCGCCUCGGGCCCGGGGCCCGCCAAGUGCGGCGGCAGCGGCGGAGACGUGCGGGGCGGCCCGCGCUUCCGCUGCAGCGCGGAGGAGCUGGACUAUUACCUGUACGGCCAGCAGCGCAUGGAGAUCAUCCCGCUCAACCAGCACACCAGCGACCCCAACAACCGUUGCGACAUGUGCGCGGACAACCGCAACGGCGAGUGCCCCAUGCACGGGCCGCUGCACUCGCUGCGCCGGCUUGUGGGCACCAGCAGCGCCGCGGCCGCCGCGCCCCCGCCCGAGCUGCCCGAGUGGCUCCGGGACCUGCCGCGGGAGGUGUGCUUGUGCACCAGCACCGUGCCCGGCCUGGCCUACGGCAUCUGUGCGGCACAGAGGAUCCAGCAGGGCACCUGGAUCGGGCCCUUCCAGGGCGUCCUCCUGCCCCCGGAGAAGGUGCAGGCCGGCGCCGUGAGGAACACGCAGCAUCUCUGGGAGAUAUAUGACCAAGAUGGGACACUACAGCACUUUAUUGAUGGUGGGGAACCUAGUAAGUCGAGCUGGAUGAGGUAUAUCCGAUGUGCAAGGCACUGUGGAGAACAGAAUCUAACAGUAGUUCAGUACAGGUCGAAUAUAUUCUACCGAGCCUGUAUAGAUAUCCCCAGGGGUACCGAGCUUCUGGUGUGGUACAAUGACAGCUAUACGUCUUUCUUUGGGAUCCCCUUACAAUGCAUUGCCCAGGAUGAAAACUUAAAUGUCCCGUCAACGGUCAUGGAAGCCAUGUGCAGACAGGACGCCCUGCAGCCUUUCAGCAAGAGCAGCAAACUGUCCCCAGCAGCCCAGCAGCGCUCUGUGGUUUUCCCGCAGACCCCCUGCAGCAGGAACUUCUCUCUCCUGGAUAAGUCGGGGCCCAUGGAAUCGGGAUUUAACCAGAUCAACGUGAAAAACCAGCGAGUCCUUGCGAGCCCGACUUCCACGAGCCAGCUCCACUCGGAGUUCAGUGACUGGCAUCUCUGGAAAUGCGGGCAGUGCUUUAAGACUUUCACGCAGCGGAUCCUCUUACAGAUGCACGUGUGCACCCAGAACCCCGACAGACCUUAUCAGUGUGGUCACUGCUCCCAGUCGUUUUCACAACCAUCUGAGCUGCGGAACCACGUGGUCACUCACUCCAGUGAUCGGCCUUUCAAGUGUGGCUACUGUGGUCGCGCCUUCGCGGGGGCCACCACCCUCAACAACCACAUCCGAACCCACACUGGAGAAAAACCCUUCAAGUGCGAGAGGUGUGAGAGGAGCUUCACGCAGGCCACGCAGCUGAGCCGGCACCAGCGGAUGCCCAAUGAGUGCAAGCCAAUAACCGAGAGCCCAGAAUCAAUUGAAGUGGAUUAACUGAUUGACUGGUUGGAAUUAAACUGCAAGGAAAGUCAUGAUUAAAUGUCAUGGACACUUAAGCAAAACCAAAGAUUUCCUCUGAGUAACU